AAAAAUAACCAUGAGCAGCUAGCUCGAGAAGAGUUACUUGACUGGUUGGAAGGGGUCGCGAAAAUGAAACCAAGACCGGUUCGGAACGAUACUAUGAGGGAGGAUCUGGAACGAAAAGCUAACUGGGGACAGCAACGUUAUGACGGCAAGUUGGAGGUCCUUUUUGCCACAUCUAUUCCUAGUAAAUGCCGUUAUUCUUUACAGUUUUUGGACCGGUCCAAAUUUUAUAUUAAUCAUAAUCAUAUUUUAUUUAUAUUCUAGAGUCGCCUGUGAAGGGAUAUUACAUUACCAGAUCAAAUGGUAAAAGAAACGGGUUGUCCUCUUAUUAUGGUAGCCAGAUGAGAGGAGGGAUCUCCCAAGCAAAAUCAGAUAGAAACGAAGCUUACUUGGAUCCAUCCCAUCCCUUGCAUGAAAACAUUAAAAUGAGCAUGACACAGUCCACUCAUAAUCGUCCACCAAUGGACCUCAUUUAUGUCGCUACUCUCUUCCCUCCAGAAGAAAUUAAACCUAAUCUAAUGGAGACUCAUUUGGGAUUGGAACCGGUCCAAAGUGAGGAAGGAUCGAACCAUGGGUUAGUGGAAGAAUAUGGUGGGAGUUGUUGUGGUGAUAAGGGACAAUUUUCUAUUCGGGUGACCCAUUUAACAAGGACUGUCAACCCUUCCGAAAUUUACAUCCGUACAAUUGGACGACUUGUUGACCCGAUGGCCUGCAUGGAGAAAAAAAUCAUCCUAUGUGACUCGACAAGCACGAAGGAAAUGGGGGAGGGGUUUAUGAUGAUUUACAUGCAAAGAUACAAUCGGAUCCACAAUUGCAACCGUUACAUUAUCACCGUGACUGCAACUCCUCCACCGGACAUUAUUCGUAAGGCACAGAAGUACGCAGAUGAUGGUGUUCCAUUGUUUAACAUUAUCCAAGAUGGAGACCAGGCCCACCCUCCUCCUUGGGCCACACUUGAUGAGGUGACUACACUUCCAUGGACAGUAUCACAAAAGGAUCUCAUCGUUCGAUAUGAUCCCCGUCACCCCGAUGUGAAGCGUCACUACAAGAACUUCCAGAAUUUGAAACAAUUGAUUGACGAGUUUGGUGAGCCACCAACUACUUAUUAUGUUACCGGGGAUGGAUCACGGGAUGAUCUUAAACGACAAUUCGAUGCAAUUAUUGCUUCUAGAGAUAAUAAUUAAUUACUUUUUUUUGUAAUAUUUGGACCGGUCCAACUGCUAAGGUUUAUUGUUUUGUUCUACCCUAUUUUGUUUGACUGCACCCCAAGCCAGGCCGUAAAAUAAAGUACACUUAAGCUGAAAUCAAUAAGACCAUUACCUCGGGCUGAAUACAAAAUACCCGGCUACCUUCCCCGCCGCAUAAAUAACUCAACAUAGCUCCCAACAAACAACAAAAUGGAACAAACUUUCCCUGACAGUUUUCGGAAAAAUUACUCCAGACUAAAUUGCAACGCACGCAUAAAAGCCACAAUUCCAUUUCGCUUUGACGUCGUCUCGAUGUUUCCCCGUAUCACAUACUAAAUUUUUAAUGGACAUCCAACGAAGAGUACCUAUUUUGAUGGAGCGGUGGAUGACUUUACCUUAAUGAACUAACCAAGUGGAAUUUAUUUAGAUGAUUUUCAA
Molecule: messenger RNA, 1622 nt
Organism: Folsomia candida
Lineage: Eukaryota; Metazoa; Arthropoda; Collembola; Entomobryomorpha; Isotomidae
Exons: 2
Coding region: 339-1181 (280 amino acids)
Source: RefSeq, a predicted model, not a curated record